This is a messenger RNA of Priceomyces carsonii, 762 nucleotides long. RefSeq lists its product as uncharacterized. The record is from RefSeq and is a predicted model, not a curated record. The transcript has a single exon. The coding region runs from base 1 to 762 and encodes 253 amino acids. Lineage: Eukaryota; Fungi; Ascomycota; Pichiomycetes; Serinales; Debaryomycetaceae.
AUGUUUUUCUUUUUCACAGCGAAGAAAGAAAGCAUGUCGAAUUCACGAGUCCAAAAUAUCUUGUUCGAUCGUAGUAUAGAUCUUGGUGCUCCAGUCGACUUGGGGAAUAAUAACCUUGUCAGAAGCAUUGAUACAAUUUAUAAUGGUAAAACAUUUAAGUUGUGCUUGGAAGUAUAUAUGGGACUACUUCUCAUACAGUAUUUACUCAUUUACGCUAGUGUCCCUUUUGAUAAUAUUGAUAAUAGACCCGCGUUAUUGAUAGUUACAUGCCUUUAUUGUCUUUUCAUGGUAAGUGAAAUGUUUUUAUAUUUUCAAGACUUAUUUAUUAACGAUCAACUUGAGUUUUCAAUUAAUGCAUGUCUUUUGCCAAUAUGUUCGACCGCGGUCCCUACCAUGGUAUCUUUCAGAUGCUUAAUAGUCUCAAGCUUCUUUGAAUUCAUCGGCUUUUUGCUCAAUACAUCUUCAGUAAUUGCAGUGAUGACAUGUGGCCCUAUGUUUCUGUACGAGUAUGACAAAGAGACAAGAGCAGACAAAAAAGUCGAUGUAACUACAUAUGUAAGAGCUGUGAUAAUAUCAUCUUUUGUUGCUAACGCCUUUACUUGGAUAGUGUCUAUGUUUAAUGUUAUAUUAACGUCGCAAGCAUUGAAGCGUCUUUUUAAUAGGAUUGAUAGAAUUGAUAACCAUCAUCAAAAGGAGUCAGAUUUUGCAAAGCAUCUACCUAAACAGGUCUUAGUAGAGCAAAAGAGAUUUUUUAUACCCUAG